This is a messenger RNA of Closterium sp. NIES-67, 3733 nucleotides long. The record is from the annotation of a GenBank genome assembly. NCBI's taxonomy places the organism in Eukaryota, Viridiplantae, Streptophyta, Zygnematophyceae, Desmidiales, Closteriaceae.
AAUCUCUGCUUGUUCCUCAAUCGGUACGUCCCGCGAUGAAGCGACGACGUUGUCGUACCAGACCGCCUCUGCAUGCACUAGUACUACUGUGCUGUACUACUCCCCGUCAAGUCGCGCGAAAUCCAUAGCGCACGCAUGCAACGCUCACGGCAGCACCUCCCCUCUCCCCUCCUCGCUUCGCCUCCCCUCUCCCCUCCUACGCCAUGCACCAGUUAUCCCACCUUCGCUCGCGCAAGCGGCACUCCCGGCUCAGCGGGAAGGGGUCCUUCCCCGUCGCCAGCCGACGUGGCAGUGCGUUCAUCGCACCGCUGCUCUUUCUUCCCUCACCCUCCCUCGCCAUGCAUCGGCCAGGCCACACCAGAUGCUGCCGCCCCUGGCGUCAGCCUCGCAGCGCUGCCAUGCAGCACGGAUUUCGGACGUCAGCUCUAAUCUAAUCGAUCUAAUCUACCGUACAUGAAAUGAAACCAAACCAACCAUUCUGCACCGUAGUCGCCGCGCUCCGGUGCAGUGGCACGCAGUGGCACUCACUCCCCUCGAGCGGAGCGGGCUUUUCCAGCCUUCCUCCUCCGGUUGCGAUCCGGGGGUUUCUUGCUUCAGGCUUGGCGGGAUCCGCGGGAAUUCAGGCUGUGCUGCUCGCUGGGUGAACGCCUAAUCCUCCGCCCCUGCGCCCCUCCGCCCCUCCGCUCUUCCACCUCUCCGCUCCUCCGCCCAUCCGCUGCUCCGCCGCUCCGCCCCCCGGCCUCGGCCUCUCAGAUCUCCUCAUUUCGUUCCCCCAGGUGCGGCCAUGAUACCUGCCCUCGCUCCUCCUCGCUCUCGUUCUCGUCGAAACGGGUGGAGCCUCGCUGCCUCUGGCUCGUUCUCUCCAGCUCGCCAGCUGUGGCUCGUCGUCCUUGUAUAUCUCGCACUCGAAUUUUUUUUAAGCAGGAGUUGAGAAGGUGCAGACUUCUUCUCUUUAGCACGCACCGCUGCCGGUCGGUUCGUUGGGGAGCGUCGAGAUAUUGAUUGAGGGAGCGAUCGACGGAGUGAGUAAUUGAGGAGGUACUUCGUGAAUCUCCGUCAGAGGAGGGCGUCAGUGCCCAGGAGGAAGGAACCCGUGCCGUGACAACAUCGACUGCAGACACACGUCUUGGGACGCGGUAGCACCAGUACCCUGGGCCGCAUACGGCGGGCUGUGGCCUCUGCGGUCUCUGCGGUGUAUGGUCUCACAGCUGCAAGACUCCUCCACAAGAUACAUCGCCAUGGCGGAGGGGCUCUUCACCUCUGCAGCCGUGGCAGCAAGGGGCGCCAGAGACGCAGUGUCGUCCUUCCUCGCCUCCAUGGCCAAGUCCUACCCGUCCCCGCUCAGCUUCUCCCCCUUCCCCGCCGCCCGCUCCCUCACCUCCCUCUUCUCCCCUCUCUUCGCCCCUUUCGUCUCCCUGCCUCCUUCCCUGGCCCACCCCUUCUCCUCCCUCUCUCGCGCCAUCUCCACCCACCUCGUCCCUUCCCGCCUCCUCCCAUCCGCCGACUACCUCCUCUCCCCGCCCAUUCUCUACGCCCUUCUCCUCACCUCCUCCUACGCCCUCCUCCUCUUCCUCCUGGUCCGCCUCAUCACCCUCCCGGCCCGCAAACUCCGCCACAUCCCCGGCCCACCGUCCCGCUUCCUCAUCGGCAACAUCCCGGACAUAGCAGCGCGGGAAUUCCACAUCUGCCACAUGACGUGGGCGCGGCAGUACGGCCCUCUGUACAAAUAUAUGCUAGGCCCGCACCCCAUGGUGAUUGUUGCAUCCCCGGAGCUGGCCCGGGAGGUGUGUGAGCGGCGGUUUGACGCCUUCCAUGACCGGUUUGAGCUCACGCCGAACGAGUUCACGGCGGACCAUAUUAUCUUUGGGAAAGGGAACUACUGGCGCCGUGUGCGCGCGGCCGUGCUGCCGCUGUUCCACUCGUCGCGCCUCGCGAGCUACUCGCCGCUCAUUAACCACUGCAUGGACGACCUGCUCCGAAAGCUUGACAAGCUCGCCGUUGGAUCCAUCUCUGCAACCUCACCACCGUUGGAGCAGCAGCAGGAGCAGGCAAUGCAGCCGCUGCACCAGCAGCAGGCACUGAAGCCACAAAAGCCAGAGACGGAGGUGGGUGAAGCAUCCCCAAUUGCACAGGCGCCUGCAGAGCCACCGUCACCGUCCCCACCGCCCCUGGAACCCGCCACUCCUGGUGCUGGCGAGGCAGCACACGAAGCAGCGCAGGCUGAGAGCGGACUGCAGAGUGAAAGAUCUGGGACGGGGGCUGGGAUGGCAGCAGCAGCAGUGGAAGAGUCUAGUCCAAAGAAGGCAGUGGAAACUGCAUCUCGUCCGGCAGCAGAAGGAGCCGCGAGGAAGGGUGGUGAGAGUGGAAGGAGUGGGGAGAGGGGGGGGCACGUGGAUGUGUCUCCGCUCUUCCACCAUGCGUCAGUGGACGUGGUUGGUUCUGCUGUGUUUGGCCGCCGCUUCUCCACCUACGACGAGGGCAAGCUGGCUGGCGCGCUGCAGACUAUCCUGGAGCAGUUCAAUGUCUCGGGAGGCAAGGCGCCCUGGUCGGCGCCCAUCCAGCUGCUGCAUCUGCCCCUGGGCAGGGUGGUGCGCCGCGCGCUGGAGUUCAUUCCCGGCACGCCCGAGCGCGCAGGCUGGCUCGCCCGCCAGUACACCGCUGCUGCCGUGCUGGCCUGCCGGGACAGCAACGCCCUGGCAGGCACUGCCACUGGAGGGGCAAAGGGAGGAGGAGCAGCUGUGGAGGGGGCAGAGACCACUGCAGAAUCAGCAGGGUCUGCAGCAGCAGCACCAGCAGCCUCGGCAGCAGCACCAGCGGAAUUGGCAGCAGAUGAGGAAAAGGAGAGGCCGGACUUUAUCUCGUGGCUGUCGAACAAGACGCGCAUGGACGACGGGUCGAAGCUGUCCCUGAAGCAGGUGCAGGCCGUGGCCAUGGAGAUGGUGCUCGCUGGCUCUGAGACUGCUGCCACCACGCUUGGAUUCAUCGUCUACUACAUCGCCAAGAACCCGAAGGCAGAAGCCCUUCUCUUGGAGGAGGUGGACAAGACCCUGCCAGGCCAGCUCCCAUCCUACGACGACCUGCACCUCUUCCCCUACACCGUCGCCGUGGUCAAAGAAACCCUCCGCAUCGUGCCGCCCGCUCCCAACAUCGCGCGCCAAGCCACCUUCGACACCACGCUUGACGGCGUCGCCAUCCCCAAGGGCACGCGCUUCUUCAUCGACGCGUACACCAUCCACCACGAUCCGAGGCUCUUUGCCGAGCCCGAUGCCUUCAAGCCCGAGAGGUUUCUCCCCGGGGGUGAGGCGGUGGGGGAGAAUCGCCCGCCCUGUGCGUAUAUCCCGUUUGGCGCAGGGCCCAGGAAGUGCCUCGGGUACAAGCUGGCGGUGCAACAGCUGAUGAUUGCGGUGGUGCGCAUUUACCGUCGCUUUGUGUUCCGCUUGUCGGAGAAGCAGAUGCGGGAAGAGGUUCCGAAUCUGAGGCUCGGGGUUUCCAUGGCCGCUGUGGAGGGGAUUGAAGUGAAGGUGUACAGGAGGAGCUGAUGUGAUUCCUUGUGAUUUGAUCCCUUGUGAUAUGUCUCUUGUGAUGUGUCCCUUGUGAUGUGUCCCCUGUAAUGAGAUUCCUCGGGAUGUGUGUUAUGUGGAAGAUGCAAUACCAUAAUUGUGUUUGUUUGAUAGGAGAAUGGUAGCUGUUAUGGACGGACAUGUUAUGGCUGGUAGUUGAAAGUGACGUUUCA